AGAGCAGAGCAUCAACAAUCAGUUGACUGUUGGACUCGGAGCAUGUUGUUAAUGGGGAACUGUUCAAUCCUCGACUCCUUCUGCAUAUCUGCUGUAUAAAGUGUGUUUGAUACGAAAUAUGGAUUUCGAUCGCGUGCUCGAAAAGUGCGGAAGUUUCGGACGCUUUCAAUUUGUUAUCUUAAUACUGUACGGGUAUACGAAUAUAUUGAGUUCAUUGCAUUAUUUCUCGCAAACCCUUAUAACAUUUACGCCGGAGCAUUGGUGCUCCCAUGAUGAUCUUCAUGGUCUCAGCGCAGAGUCGAUACGCUCUAUUUAUUCAAAUGUGACUAAUCCCUCCUGCACUUUGCUCAAUGGCGUGGUCAAUGGCACAGGCAUUGCUGACGAGCAGGAGACUUGCCAAAAUUGGAUUUUCGAACGUGAAAGCGGCUACGAGAGCUUGACGACUGAGCUGAAAUGGGUCUGUGACAAGUCGCAUCAGCCGGCCGUGGGUCAAUCGUUCUUCUUUGUGGGCUCUGUGGUGGGCACCGUUACAUUUGGCUAUCUCUCGGAUCGCAUUGGCCGCCUGCCAGCCAUGUUAAUGGCCACCGUAGCUGGAGCAUCCGGCGACUUUAUGACGUCAUUUGUGCACACCUUGCCCUGGUUUGCGUUCUCAAGAUUUGUGUCGGGUCUCUCCACCGACACUAUGUACUAUUUGAUGUAUAUUUUGGUGUUCGAGUACCUCAGUCCGAAGCGCCGCACCUUUGGUCUUAACAUCAUACUCGCCUUCUUCUACUGUUUCGGGCUGAUGACUUCGCCAUGGCUCGCCAUCUGGAUUGGCAACUGGCGCCACUACCUAUGGAUAGCCUCGUUGCCCGCCCUCGGAGUGCUCGCCUAUCCGCUCUUAAUCUGCGAGAGCGCUCAGUGGCUGCUUACUAAGAAACGAUACGAUCAAGCCGUGAAAUGCCUCAAGUGGGUGGCAAAGUUCAAUGGGCGACAGGUGGAGGACUCUGUCUUUGACGAGUUCAUUAAGCACUAUCGCGAGAAGGUGAUCGAGGAACAGAAACUAACUAAGCACGAGGACACGUUUAUGGGAAUGUUUCGAACACCGCGUCUGCGACGAUUCACCUUGACAUUGCUGCUCAAAUCCGUCAUUAUUACACUGUCUUAUGAUGUGAUAAACCGCAAUAUGGAGGGUCUCGGCACAUCACCCUUUAAGCUCUUCUCUUUCACGUCGAUAAACUAUUUGCCAGCUGGCUGCACGAUUCUGCUUCUUCAAAAUAUUAUCGGCCGCAAGGGCAUGGCUUGUGGGGCACUCCUGGUGGGCGGCAUUAUUACCACAGUCACAGGCUUCCUCAUCGCCUUCCUGGACCCGAAGGAAAACGCUCUCCUGCUGGCCAUUAUGAUCGGCCUGGGUCGCUAUGGGUCGACAGUGUCCUAUGAUGCCGAAAUUCAGUACGCCGCCGAGAUAAUACCAACGAGUGUGCGAGGGCGUGCCGUCUCCAAUAUACAUGUGAUUGGGCUUGCCUCGAGUUCAUUGUCCUUCUACGUGAUCUACUUGGCAAAGUUUUAUAAGCCGCUGCCGUCGAUAUUCAUAAGUUGUCUUAUGUUCCUUGGCGCUGGCCUAUGUCUGACGCUUCCGGAAACUUUACACAAAAAACUACCUGAAAACCUGGCCGAUGGUGAACGCUUUGCUAUGAACGAGGGCUGCUUGUAUUUCCCAUGCUUCAAGAAACACCGCCAAAGCCUAACGGAAACUGGCGAUAAAAAGUCUGAUGCUUAGCUCCUGGCUACCUAAGCCGAUCCAUCUGAAACUGAUUCAGUAAUAAAACCCCAUAACCUGAUAAUGAGCUUAACGCAAUGUUAGUUCCUGUAACUGAAUGGUCUGAUAAGUAUUACUCAUGUAAAGAAUGCAUAGUAAUCGGGAUUUAACCGUUAAAUUAUAUAUACAUGUAUUCCGCUUAAUCUAUUUUGAUUUUAAUUAAACU
Drosophila hydei is the source of this 1964-nucleotide messenger RNA. Its product is annotated as organic cation transporter-like protein. Lineage: Eukaryota; Metazoa; Arthropoda; Insecta; Diptera; Drosophilidae. The record is from RefSeq and is a predicted model, not a curated record. Bases 119 to 1759 code for a protein of 546 amino acids. The transcript has 5 exons. Gene Ontology annotation, biological process: transmembrane transport. Gene Ontology annotation, molecular function: transmembrane transporter activity.